This is a messenger RNA of Ornithodoros turicata, 1365 nucleotides long. It is a transcript of the gene PheRS-m, whose product is annotated as phenylalanine--tRNA ligase, mitochondrial-like. Gene Ontology annotation, biological process: phenylalanyl-tRNA aminoacylation. The transcript is spliced from 5 exons. Gene Ontology annotation, molecular function: phenylalanine-tRNA ligase activity; tRNA binding; ATP binding. Gene Ontology annotation, cellular component: mitochondrion; cytoplasm. Lineage: Eukaryota; Metazoa; Arthropoda; Arachnida; Ixodida; Argasidae. Bases 1 to 1356 code for a protein of 451 amino acids. The record is from RefSeq and is a predicted model, not a curated record.
AUGUGCUGGUUUCAUUCGAUAAUGUCGGUUGGUUUCGGUUCUCUGCAAACCGUAUUUCUACGCAGGUUAUGCACACACAGAACCGUGCUCAGGUUAUCGACCACCGCUACUGCACGCUCGCACGGAUUACCGGAGAAACGUUCCGAAUCUCUUCACAUCCAAGGCCGGGAUUACGUCCCGGAUAGUUUUACGAACGUCACACCUCGUAUCUUGUCUCACCUCGAUCGUAAGCUCCACCUCGAGAAAUGUCAUCCUCUACAACUGUUGAAGCAACGGAUAGUCAAUUUCUUCUUCAAGAACUACGUGAACCGCAUCGGGAACCCGAUCUUCUCGGUCUACGACCGACUGGGCUGUGUGGUGACUUUGGAACAGAACUUCGACAGUCUCUUGGUGCCGGCGGACCAUCCUUCCAGAGGGAAGAGUGACAGUUAUUACGUGAAUUCUAAGUAUAUGUUGAGGGCACACACGUCGGCGCACCAGAGGGACCUCAUUCAGUCGGGGUUGGACAGCUUUCUGGUCGUGGGUGAUGUUUAUAGGAGGGACGAGAUCGACAGCCAGCACUACCCGGUGUUUCAUCAGGUGGAAGGUGUGAGAUUGUUGACGGAAGAGCAGCUGUUCAAUGAACAGUCGUGCAGGGAUUCCCUGCACCUGUUCGAAGACGGUGUGAGGGAAGAGGAAAAACAGGAGUGCCACACACUGGAGGCGGACAAGGUGCUCCAGCAUGGACUCAAGACCUGCCUGGAGAGCCUGGCAAGACAUCUUUUUGGACCAGAGACGGAGAUGCGCUGGUCAUCCACCUACUUCCCCUUCACGCAUCCCUCCUGGGAACUGGAAGUCAAGUUUCAAGGGGACUGGCUGGAGCUCCUGGGGUGUGGGAUCGUCGAGCAACAGAUCUUGUAUAACGCCGGAGUGGAACGCAAGGUUGGAUGGGCAUUCGGACUGGGCUUGGAGAGGAUCGCCAUGAAGCUGUACAACAUCUCGGACAUCAGGGUGUUCUGGAGCAAGGACCCCGGAUUCUUUGCACAAUUUCAACACAAUGACCCCUAUAUGCCCGUUAGCUUCAAGCCCCUGAGCAGCCACCCUCCCUGCUUAGCGGACAUGUCCUUCUGGGUCCCCGAGGGAUUCCAGGAGAUGGACUUCUUCGACCUGGUCCGUAGCGUUGGAGGCGACUUCGUGGAGAGGGUGCAGAAGGUGGACGUGUUCACGCAUCCCAAGACGAAGAGGACCAGUUACUGUUUCCGUAUUGUGUACAGAAACAUGGAGAGGGUGAUGUUGCAGGAGGAAGCCAACGCCAUCCACAUGGACAUUGGACACCAUGCACAGCAGAGCUUAGGUGUCGAGCUGAGAAUAAAGUAGAGGAUAGGA